Messenger RNA from Alternaria ethzedia, 453 nucleotides. RefSeq lists its product as uncharacterized. The record is from RefSeq and is a predicted model, not a curated record. NCBI's taxonomy places the organism in Eukaryota, Fungi, Ascomycota, Dothideomycetes, Pleosporales, Pleosporaceae. Bases 1 to 453 code for a protein of 150 amino acids. The transcript is spliced from 2 exons.
AUGGGAAUGAUCAAUGCUGCUGGUGUUGAUCGUCAGAGUGAUACAGCAGACCGACCGCAAAAUCGGGCAAGAGUUGUGAUGGACAUAUCUGGAAAGCAGCAGGCUGCCGAGAUAGCGGAACUUCUAUACAGAAAGUAUCGGGAUAACUUCGAUGAUGAGUUGGCAAAGGCUAGAUCAAAGAGCGGAGACAAUGUUGGACCAAGAGGGUCUGCAUCCGUAGCAGCAGACGACGAUAAUGAAGCUAAAGCUCGCGAUGACUUCCGCCAGGACAUUUGGAUUACAAAAGCGCAAGAGCUGGGCAGGGCGUGGAAACAAAAACAGGAUGACCUGAAGUCCGCGCAACUACGUGCUGUCGAAUUGCUCCCGGAACUUGAGAGCAACCUAUCCAUACGGUCCAGUUACUUUAAUGUUACCGAGGAUGGGUUUGGAGAUCCGGAGAAUCACCAAGGCUGA